Oreochromis aureus is the source of this 2855-nucleotide messenger RNA. Its product is annotated as GTPase IMAP family member 8-like. Gene Ontology annotation, molecular function: GTP binding. The coding region runs from base 229 to 1542 and encodes 437 amino acids. Lineage: Eukaryota; Metazoa; Chordata; Actinopteri; Cichliformes; Cichlidae. The record is from RefSeq and is a predicted model, not a curated record. The transcript has 2 exons.
AGUAACUUCCGGUGUGCCUUCGUCAGGUCUCCGCGGUCCUGCUGAGUGUGUGUGUCACAGUGUUACACACACACUUAGCACUGCAGGCACACCUGUUCAGGUGUGUGAGGAGCUUCCUGUCAGACUGAAGCAGGCGUGUGUUCACACUCAUGUUCCUGAAUCCAUCACUCUGCUGCUGGAGGCUCCUGCACGCGCUCAGUUUGGACUCACCUGGGCUCGUGCUCACACAUGGAUCCAGGUCCUGAUCCAGGUCCAGACAUGACUGUGGUCCUCCUGGGGAACUGUGGAGUGGGUAAAAGCGCUUCAGGAAACACGGUUUUGGGCCGAGCGGCGUUUGAGUCAAAGACGUCCUUCAAGGCGGGAGAGAGCGAGAUCAGAGAGGAGGCGGGGCGAGUGUUCGGGAAGGUGAUCCGCGUCAUCGACACUCCGGGAAUACUGGGACGAGAGGAGCCCGUCGGGAGGUGCUGUCGGCACGUGCUUGAGUCCCCCGGCUCUCACCUGUUCCUGCUGGUGAUUAAAACGGACCGAUUCACUGCCGAGCAGGAACGUGGCGUGGAGGCGGUGCUCGCAGCGGUGGGAGGGCGGGGCUUCAGCCGCUGUUACCUGCUCUUCACGGGUGGAGAUGCCCUGAAGAACACGUCGCUGCACGACUUCAUCUACCAGGACCGUCAGAGUCCGCUCCCUGGUGUGGUGGCGAGGUUCUCCGGGAGGGUUCACCUGUUCAACAACGAGGACGCAGGAAGAGAGCAGGUCCGAGAGCUGCUGCUGAAGGCGGGGCUUCUUCACUGCCCACCAGCUGAGUGUGUGGGGUCAGAGGUCAGGAGGAUCCUUCUUAUCGGUCCUGCUGGAGGUGGGAAGAGUUCUGCUGGGAACACUGUGCUGGGCCGCCGCCACUUCGAAGUGGACCGCGACUUCCACGGAGGCGGGAGAGGACACAUGUGCGGCGAAGCAGAGGGGGGGCAGGUCUUCGUGGUGGACUCGGCGGGACUCUCGGGUGAAGGUCUGACCCGGGAGCAGCUGCUCCGCGACGUCGAGAGCGCCGCCCGGCUCGCCGAUCCGGGACCUCAUGUGGUGGCGGUGGUGGUGAAAAUCGGCCAGCUUUCGGCCGCAGACUCGCGGGCGCUCGCCCUCCUGACCGAGCUGUUGGAGGGCGUGGCAUCCCGACACGCCGCUGUGCUGUUCACUCACGGAGACGCUCUGGGAGACCGCCGUCUGCAGGACGCGAUCAGGUCGAGCCGCCGCGUGUCAGACCUGGUGUCCCGCUGCCGGGGGCGACACUGCGUGCUGGACAACACUCGCUCAGGAGAGCGGGCGCAGGUGGAGUGCUUUCUCCGCCUCGUAGAUGACAUCAUCAGAGAGAACGAUGGACGCCACUGGAGCUGGGAAGCAUUGAGGUCAGGUGACUCGGAGGACACUUCCUGUUCGAACAACGUUGUCGAGCAUGCGCUCGUCGCGAGGACUCCUCCCUCUUUGCUGAGCGUGUGCUGGCGUCUCCUCUCUCUGAGCGCGCUCUUUGUGAGGCGUUAUUUCCACUGGAUUUAAAGGGGCGGAGCUGCAGAGCUGCUGGCUUCCUGUGAUUGGUGGAUCCUGGAUCACCUGUGCAGGUGAAAACUGUUUGAAGCUCAGCAUAGAUUAUUGAUGGACUGAUCAGUUAUUGAUCAUAAUGACUGUCUGUAUGGAACACAGUUACAGAAUUUCACUCCAACACACACAUACAUGGUGGUUGCUCACUAUAUACCAAUAUAGCUGAGCAGUGCAGGCUGUGGGUGAAUGUUUAUCUGAGCUGGUUCUGUGACUGGAGUUUAUCACAGGUUUGGUUUUGACAGUCUGAGGAGCUGCAAACAGACAGAUGAUGGGACUGGUUUAUAACACAGAUAAACCAGGGGGAGAUGGCAGGGAGAAUGUCUUUAAUGAGUGUAGGAGGGAGGAUGUCCGCUGGGCAGAAGAGCACAUGUGUGAGACUAAAACAUCUGUUGAGGACACGAGCUUAGGACAAGGACUGGGUGAGACCAGAUCUGUGACCGGUUGAUUUGUAAUUUCGUUUUGGUUAGUCCGCCCAGCCGUAAAGGCAGUUAUUGAUGGGGAGUGAGUUGUGUAAGGGCGGACUAACCUCCCUUUUUGUUUUUUGUUUAUUUGUUUCUGUCCUUUUUUAGUGAGGAUGUUUACUUCUUGCCAUUUAUGGCCUCACCUGUGUUUGUGUGUGGUUAGACCGUGUCGCGAAAUCGAUCAAUGUAGAGCAGUGAAACAAACCACGGAGGCCCCAGAAAAGUGCAAUCAAACGGUGAGUUUAUUAAUACAGAACAAAAUUACAGCAUGAGUCUUCUCUAUCUCUCUGCUAAAAAUACAUGUGGAGAACACUUUUAAAGCAUUGGGGUAUCCGCCCCCCCAUGGCGUCAAAUACAGGUCAAAAAUACAUUAUGUGCAGUCAUUGUUUUGCAGACAAUGGUACAUCUUGUACAUUUUUAAUAGCAAGACACAGACAUAUAACUUCUCUUUUCCAUAACACCUUCCAUGCACAAUCAUAGUCUUAAGCCUUCAGAGUAUCUGAGGGCUGGUUAUCUCCUCCAGUCAUCUGUUACCAGGUCGCUAAAAGGGCAGCCAGUUACAAAAAGGUCAAAGACACUUGCCUUUUAAGGUAACCAACUUCAAGCUACAGGGUCUCUAAGAGCUAAUAAUGGACACUCGUCAUUAAUCACUAAGUAGACUAAAUUGCAGCAAGUUUCAAGAAGGAGCAGAAGACACUUGGGCCUUCGCUCAGACCUGUCCCUAGAUUUAUGUGUAUUGUAAGCAUGCAUGCACUCAACCUUCUAUGUUCUCAUCUUCCCUCAACAUGUAUCACCUGGACACUCUCACCA